AACCCUGCGCGCUGGCGUAUAUAACAAGAGCUCCAGUUUAUUCGUAAACACAACAGUGUUUGGAAGUGAAUAUCGAGCAAUAACAUGACUGAAUUGGCAAUUUAAGAAGAAACUUUAUUUUAUUCCUCCUCAUCAUGAAGCGCCUUUACCUGGUGGAGCCGGUGGUGGCUCUGUAUGCUUUUAGCAGUUUUCUCAUCUACCCGCUGGUCCAGCAGUAUGUGUACAGGAGGUUCUGGCAGCAGCUGACCAACACGCCCUAUCCCGUCUCAGACAACACCUCCAGAUGUGCUCCAAGUAACAGCAGCAGCAAUCAGACCGACUUCCAUAAGGAGGUGCAGAAGCAGACGUCUCUUUUCUCCCUUUACUCUGAGCUCCUCUCCACAAUCCCAUCUUUGAUCGUUACUCUUGUGCUGGUGGCCUAUAGCGACCGGGGCGGACGCAAGAUCACCAUCAUUAUGCCUCUCAUCGGCAUGCUGAUAUAUACCAGCACCUUCCUAGCUGUGUCCUUCUUUGAGCUCAACAUCUACCUUCUCAUCGGCUCUUCCUUCCUUUGCUCUCUGUUUGGGGGUAUCAGCACUUUCCUGGGAGGCUGUUUUGCCUACAUAGCGGACUUGUGCCAAGACGACCGGCAGAAGACGCUGCGAAUGGCUGGAGUGGAUAUGAUGAUUGGACUGUUGUCUGGAGUGGCUGCGAUAUCUACAGGUUACUUCCUGAGAGCUGCAGGCUUUAACUGGCCUUUCUUUACUUCAGCCCUGUGCUUGUGUUUGACACUAGUCUAUGCAGUUUUUAUCCUGGAGGAGACUGUAAGAAAGACUCCCGCUGAUGGCAGUGAUAUAGACGGGACUCCCCAGUGCCCUAGGUUGAGACAGUUGAUCUUUGGGUUCUGCCAGAUCUUUGCAAGAGCAAGCUACAAGUGUAAAAUAGUCUUAGCCCUCCUGAUGAUCAUCUUCACCAGCUUCGUCUUCACCUACAUUGGAGGCAUCUCCUUGAUGACACUAUACGAGCUAAAUGAGCCACUGUGCUGGACUGAGAUUCUGAUUGGCUAUGGCUCAGCACUGUCCACCACGGUGUUCUUGACCAGUUUCCUGGGAGUGUCGGCAUUCACAUACUGUGGAGUCCCGCAGCUGCUGAUCGCUGCAUUGGGGAUCCUGUCUGUGCUGUCAGGAUUGAUCAUGGUGGCGUUUGCAAAGACCACAGUUCUGAUGUUUUUAGUAAGGAUCCCCAUGCUGCUGUCCAUAAUGCCUUUCCCUGUUCUCCGCUCGGUAAUGUCAAAAAUCGUCUCCAAGUCUGAGCAAGGAGCCCUUUUUGCUUAUCUUUCCUUUCUGGAGAGUUUAUUUAACAACGUUGGAUCUGCAGUCUUCAAUAGUAUCUAUGCUGCCACGGUGGGGUGGUAUCCUGGUUUUGUCUUCCUCUUAGCUGCGGGACUCUGUGUCAUUCCUUUAUCUGCGAUUGCUGCAGUGGCUUUAAUCGGAGUGGAUGUUACCACUGAACCCAUAAAGUCAGAAGAUGGAACCUCUGAGGAGGACGGCCAGGUUGAGGAGAACGACACCAGUCCUCUUCUAAGCUCUUCUUCUGUUAACACCUCAGCUGGACAUUGUUAACGUAUUUACCUUUUAAGUAUGUCAGUGACUUCAGUUUUCUGGGUUGAUACACCAGGAAAGUUUCAUCUUUUGUUGUUAAAUUAGUUUUGAUACAGUGCUUCUUCUUUUUGGAGGAACUUUGUUACUCAGCAUCAGUUUUAUUUAUUUUUUUAAAAUUCCAUUGACUUAGAAAUGCCAUCUAUUGACAAAAAUAUGCUUAAGAAGGAGAAAGUGAGCUUUUUCAGGGGAAUAUAUGUGCGCUGCGUCAUUUGAGAUGUAUGAAUGUUUUUACAACUUUUGAUUAAUUCAUAAUUAAUUCUUUAAUAAUUCCACCUUUUAAUUUACACCUUUUAACUGUUAGCUAUUUUUUUGGACAAUUUUCACCCAAGUUCUAAAGCUGCCUAAUUUUCAUACAGUUUGAAAUAACUGAUUUGAUCACAUUCGUUGACUUUUUACAAAUAUCGUUUUUUUUUUUUGGACUAUAAGCCGCUACUUUAUUCCCACGCUUUGAACCAUGCAGCUUA
Molecule: messenger RNA, 2104 nt
Organism: Xiphophorus couchianus (Monterrey platyfish)
Lineage: Eukaryota; Metazoa; Chordata; Actinopteri; Cyprinodontiformes; Poeciliidae
Product: solute carrier family 46 member 3
Exons: 6
Coding region: 135-1601 (488 amino acids)
Biological process (GO): vacuolar transmembrane transport
Cellular component (GO): lysosomal membrane
Molecular function (GO): transmembrane transporter activity
Source: RefSeq, a predicted model, not a curated record